GUUAUAAUCACCACCAGAUUUUUAGUUCCUCCAAUUAGGUUGUAAUCACCAUUCAUUAUAACUUUAACACAAAAAUGAAUCCGUGAUACCCACAUCAACAUCGUUAGUCCUUGCAGAUUUUGUUGAUCCAGAUCCACAAGAAUGAUUGACAACUAACUAAAUUUGUGAAAUUGUCUUUCAUUAAGAACGUCGUUCUACUGGUGUUACUGAUCUUCAUACAGAAGAAGUAGAAGUCAACUGGUGUUUUCCAUCAUAAUCGUCCGACUUUGCGUCGGAAAAUCGACGUCCUUCAUAACUGGUCAUCCUAUUGAUACACCCGAGGAUCCUAUUGAUCUGGGUAUAUCAUCAACAGCAGAAAGAUGCUUUGUUGCGGAGGUGGCAAUAAGGGUGGCGUCAGGGUCGCUGGCGCCACAGAAACAGCUGAGCUCAGGGGCAAUGGCACCGCAGGAGGAGGGAAUGGACGCAAAUCCUCUAUCACUUCUACUAGUUCCGCUAUCCUCGAUGACAUCCAUCAGACCGCAGAGAAUGUGCAACGGUCUACUCAGGGUGGAGGCAGCCAGACGGGGAUCACCAAAAAUGUCACAGCUGUAAUGGCAAGGGCACACGAGAAACAUAUCAAGCUGGAGGACGAGUACGACUUGGACAAAUCCGUGGUACUGGGAACGGGAUUUUGCGGCUCCGUUGUGCUGGGAAAGAUUAUGGCAUGAUGCCAGGACUUGAAUGAUUAUACAAGAACAUCAAGGAAGAUCAAGAAGAAGAUGUGAUUUCGCUGAAGAUGUUUUAUACUAAAACUUAUAAGGAAUGAAAAUGAAACAUGAUCCUUUCGCUUUCAGAGUUAGUAGGAGAUUCCUUCUGUUAUUUUACUCAUGUAUUACGUAUUAUUGGGUCCUCUUCGGUUCAAUAUUACGUCGUUCUCGUCCAUAUUCAUUUUCCCCUAGUACCUCAUCCUCUACUUUCUCCCACUCUUCUAAUGUCUACAAAGUGACCGGGCAGCGUGUGGCGGUUAAGUCUCUCCGCAAAGACGACUAUGGCGAUGGCGACGAAACGCCAGAGGAAGUCGCCACUCGUGUACGAGGAGAAUGUGAGAUCUACUUGAAUGCGGAUCACCCAAAUAUCGUUUAAGGGUAGGUUAAAGGUGCUUUUCUUACCGCUUUUUAUGGAGAAAGGCAUAAAAAGCGGGGUAAGCAAGCACCAAAAACCUACCUCUAAGUCGUCCGUCUCCGGGACAUGUACGAGACUCCGGAAGUGAUCUAUUUGGUGUGUGACUGCUGUACUGGUGGUGAGAUGUACGAUCGUUUGAUGUCGCGAGGCCAAUACACAGAGGCAGGAGCAGCAGGGGCCACGAAGGUUAAGGCUCACAAUGACGGGUGGAUUUCAAGUUUCUAGUAGAUGAACAUCGAGAACAUCAGAGUGAAUUGCGGGGCUAGUAGAAUAGUCACAGUGAAGAGUUUUCAUUUGAAUAACAGAUUAUCAUAUUUCAGAUGAUUUUUAUCCUGUCGAGAUUCUGAUGCUGUGAUGAUAUCUCUUUUUCCUGUCGGAUACUUUUCCUUCUCCUCUAACUCCCGCAUGCUUCUCGCCGUUUCGUACAUCCACAACACCAUGAAGAUCGUGCACCGCGAUUUGAAACUGCAGAACUGGCUGUACCCGUCUGCUCAGUCUGCUGAUGACGAAGUCAAGCUGAUCGAUUUCGGCUUCUCGAAGGUCUUGGAGAACAAGAAGACAGUGGCCGUGACAGCAGGCACAGUCGAGUACCUGGCUCCGGAAUUGUUGCACCACCAAAGCGCAGUCGAGAAUACUGGCGACAUGUGGGCUUUGGGCGUCAUCGUCUUCAUGCUCUUGGGAGGAUAUCCGCCUUUUUCUUAUGACACUGAAGAUGGGUUUUAUCUAUGAUCUUUAAUUUCAACUUUUUGAGUCUUUUUCGAACAGUCAGUAUCAGUUGCAUCAGGCACAUGCUGAUUACAGAUCAUACAGAUGACGAGUAGUGCAUAAGAACAUGAUUCACAUCUCCGUUGAUACAACUAAAUAUGAUUUCUUCUUCCACCCAUUCUCCACGCAUUCUCUCUCUCAUUCACGUUCCUCAUCUUCAAAAGCACGUUCCUCAUCUUCCACGCGUUCUCUAUCCCUACCCAUUCCCUCUCUCUGAAACACGUUUUUGUAAUCUGAACAUCAUCUUCUCUCUCUCUCUCUCUCUCUGAGUCCCCUCUUUAAUCUCUCGGCAAGAACAACAAUGAGAUCAUUGCUGCGAUCCGUAAACAUGAGAUCAAGUGGUUUCGUUCGCGUUUUGAGAAGGUUUCGGUCGAAGCAAAAUCCUUGGUCUUAGGCUUGUUGGAAGCGGAUCCGAGUAAACUUAUGAAUGUAAGUAGAAUUUUCUCACUAGUACUAUGGAACCUCAGGACAUCUAAUGACAUGACAUGACUACUAACUAGCAUCAUCUGCAGUAAAGUAUUUUGUUCUGAGCAGUGGGUGCUGUGGGUACUAUGAGUUCCCCUUGUAAUACAGUUCAGAGGAGCACUGUGAGACACUGACGUCGCCAUGUCUUCUUCUAAUACACGUUUGACCGCACGCCAAGCAAUAAAGCAUCCCUGGAUCGCCAAGUUGGACCAGGCUGAGAGCGGACUGGACGAACAUCAGUUAAACGGUGACGUGUUGAACGCAUUGGCCAACUUUCAGAAGAAGUUAAGGCCUCACUUAUUAGUCCAUCUUUAUUUAGCCCGUGCCUGUGUGAAGAGCUGUGUCCAGGUACUUGGAAAAACUGAAAUAACCAAGUUACUGACUGAAAUAAGGGGCGUAGCUUAACAACAAGGCUACUCUUCCUUCUCGUCAGUAUCUCGGUUAUUCUCGUCUGUUACUCGCUUAUUUUGAUCAGUUUAUCGAAUAGAAUUGGUAAAUUUGCGCUCAUCACGAUGAAGAUGAAGAUGGGUUGUUCUAAAAAAGACGGCGUUCGAAAAAGCAACCGCGAUGAUUAUGGCGCAGUGUUUGGGCCGUUCGGAAGUGGCUGCGUUGGAGAAGAUGUUUGUGAAGCUGGAUGUUUCAUUAUGGGAAAAUGAAAUCCACGCGGCGCCUAGAAUAGACGGAUCCUAGUUAGCUUGGCCAUUACUAUAAUUCUGUACUUAUACACCUUUUACCUACUAUCUUUACUUUUUCUUCCUAGUCAGCUUGGCUCCACCCGUAUUAUGGGAAAAUAGAAUCGAUGCUAGUAUUGAUUCUUUCUCACCUAUUCGUAUUCAUCUUUCUGACCUCUCAAUCUUGUUUCUCACUGUUUCUCGUUGAAACCCAACCUUUCUCACCUACUAGUUCACUCUAACCCACCACGAAGGCACUGUCGAAUUGCACGAAUUGAAGCAAGCGCUAGCCCAAAUGGGUGAUGGGGCUACAGACAUCGACGACAAAAAAUUGAGCCAGAUUUUCGAUGACUUGGACUACAACCACGACCAUCUUAAGGCCUACAAUACUUACACACUGUCUCCUCGUUCACAAGAUGGACCACUACAGGAACUGAUGGUUUACGAGAUAAGUUGCAACUUGAGAGUCGGUUGAAGAUUGAUAGUGCUGAGUGAUCAUGAUCAUGUGGCUUCGUUGUCAGAUGACUUUCUCGUUCACACCUCUACUGACCUUUUCAUCCUCACGUGGAUUUUCUACAUCACAACGAGUCCAGCUCUGUUAGAUAUUGGCGACUCAUGUUCACAAGAUGGACCACUACAAGUACUACUAUGAUUUUUUCGUUCAACACCUCUAAUCAGCACAUCUACUUCUCCGACUUCCUUACAGCAGUGGUCAGCUGCAAGAUCGACCAGGGAUCCGAUAAGCUGAUCAAGGCAACCUUCGACCGAUUUGACGUGGAUAACAGUGGAGAAAUUUCUAUCCAGAACCUGUCGAGCCUGUUUUUAUGCUUCAGUUUGAUGUAUUAUACUGUACAACCAGCCUCUGUAUUGCGUGGUGUGACUUCUUGAUAGUCUUACUGUUACCUCGUAUGGUGCAGCCGCUGUGUAGCCUUGUCCACAUGUACUGUAUCCGAAACCUAACCCUCUGUAUUGCUACUAGGUUGAAUUAUCUUGAUUGGCUUCUGCUAUACUACCAGCCUCGGUGUUCGACGUCGACUUUACUCAGGUCACCGAUUCAUCCUCGGAGUCGAGCCAGGUGCCGGGGGGGCUUGAUGUGCGGGAUUCACAACCUAACCUAACCUAAUCUUGAUUGGCUUCUGCCUGUUUUUUUUAUAUAAGCUAGAGGCUUAGUGGUCCCAGCGACGCUCAAAGCACAAAAGUAAAACAGCCGGUUAGUUUUCCCUCAUUUCCUAGGUCUAUCCCACCAUGCACUGCAAUACUACUCAAUUGAUAUGAUCUUAGGAGUCCGGGGGAGCUCGAUGUGAAGGAUCCCUAACCUAACAUAUAAUCCGCCUUCUGAUACUUCUGUAGUACUCAUUCUUGAUUCUCUCCAGCGAGUCAUCGACAUUGUUCUCUUGUUUCGACUAAGAUCUCAUUAUUGAGCAGACCACUCUCUCACCAACACACACCAUGUUAUUGUUCCACAUCCUCGCUCAUAGUACUAAUGGUGGUAAUUAUCAGUCUCUAACCUUCGGCUCGGAGUUCCGAAAUGUCCCUAUCACCGAACUGAUGAAGGAAGUGGACACUAACGGUGAUGAGAUGAUCUCGUUCGAGGAAUUCAAGACUUUCAUCAUUAAGGCUUGAAUGAAAUGAUGAUCAUGAAUUCAGCUCUUCAGGAGCCGCUAAAGUCUGCCACAUCGGAUGGCAGGACCCAACCUAACCUAACCUAACCUAACCUAACCUAUAGUUCAUUUUAGGAAGCAUCUUCUCUGGCCCGCCGUUUCUCAAGGCCCGAAAAGUUGAUGCCACCCCGCAGAUAUAUGGGGUGUCAGUGUGAGAAAACCGAACAGCAGACACGCGGCCAAAGAUGCUUUUCUUCCAGAUGAUAAAUACAAUUUGUAGGCUCUUCUAAUGUCAAGGAACGAGGCAAGGUGAAGCAAACCGAUAUGGGUACGGCUAACCAGAACGCGAUCACGACGCCAAAAGACGAAAAGCCAAUGGCAAUCGAAGAUUUGAUGGCGAUUGGUUCAGAACUCGAUAUUGUCGUCAAGUAGGUGGAUAUUAGAAUGAUAGAGGAUUGCUAUACAUUGACGAGAAGUUGUUGGUUAGUGACGAGAUUGAUGAGAUUCUCAGAAGAUAAAGAUUUUGAAUUCAUGUACCUAUCUACAACACGACUACCACGAGCACCAUUUCACCAGAAAAUGAAACCAGUUGUCAUACUAGAUAUGUAUUACGACAAUCAACCACAAAUACGACAACCGAGUGAACAAGCACCCUAGUGAUUCAAUGACGAAUGAAAUCAACUCCAUGAAUAACACAUCAAUUACAACGUACUAAAUGUAUGCUUGUCGACUACAAGAGGUGAUAUUACCCGCAGUUAUUUCCUAAGACCAUACACUUACUUCAUUGCUACAAGUCCACAACGAACGAACAAUAAUGUCUGUCAUUAAACGGGCUACAACUAGGUCAUGAUGAGCUUUUAUUCAGUCUUAAAAAAUUCAGAAGUUCAUAAACUUGCGCUUGCAGCCUCACCUGAUAUCGCAGACAGUUACAACAUAAGUAGGCAGUGAAUAUUCAAGUAUCCCAAGAGUGGGGCGCUCCUUUAGGGAAGUUCUGGCUCAGCUGGCGUGCCGUCAUCAUUGGCUGGCGUAAACUAUGCUCGUAAUUAUAGAUCGUUUGCGUAGUUGUAGCGCCUGGCCGUUGUGCUUCAGGCUUUUCGCGGGGUAAUUGAAUGGAACUACUGCCGGAAACUGUAGACUCAGGCAACGAAAAAAGGACACGGAGGGACCCCCAGAGUGACGAAUGAGUACAGGUUGUAGGGCCAUCACGAUGAUGUAUGAUAGAGCUUAUGUCGACGAGGGUCUUGCGCCCUGAUGCGGACAGAAAGAGGGUCAGCUAGAAGAUACUUCCACGAACACACAGAGGACGCAGUUUUAAGGCCUGCUCUUACAAGGAUCAGGAACAUCAUAACCGGGGGACGACAUGACUAGAAUAGCGAGGUUGUUAAGGUCAACAGCGUUCGUCGUUGUUUUUGCAUACGCCAUACUAGGGGGUAGAGCUGGUUGUUGUAACAAUACAGGUUCAAGGGGGAGGACUUACAGGUUCAAGGGGGUAGAGCUGGUUGUAACUGAAUUUCUUACGCUUGCAUCUUGAAAUAACAGGAGAUCGAUUUCAGGAGUCUGUAGUGAGCUCCAUGGGGGUUGUAGUUCCUGUAGCAAGGCGACAAUGAAUUGUACUAUCCUGAAUAUGUAAAUAAAACAGGAAACCUAUCGAUCAAAUUAAAUUGUUACAACAACCGGCUCUACCCCCAGAGCAGGUUUAAGGGGGUAGAGCUGGUUGUUGUAACAAUUUAUUGCAUAUUUCCUAGUUAGACGUGCUCCACCGGUAUAAUCCAGAGGCGGAUUUGUCGAAGAUACGAAAUUUCAGCCUACUUGUUUACAGCGAAAAAACGCAAUUUUUAUUUUUUACCACAUUUGAUUUUGAAGAUGUUCAUAAAAUUAGAGGAUAUUGCUGCACCUAUUCAUCUUUCGAUAGUUCAUAGCGCGGGGGGCGUCAAUCCACAAAUUUACUACUAACUAAAACCAAAUCCAAAUUUGCUACUGACUAACAAGAAUUACUUCGCAAGCUGAUAAUUUACAGGCACGCUCGCAGCAGAACUCUAACUGUAACUAAAGAAUUUACAACACACAGGCAAACACGCGACGACAAGUCAAUGAGAGAUGAAAAGCAUCAACAUAUUGAUAGCUAUACCUAGAAUUCUUUUUUUAUGAUCGUAAUUAUACUUUCUUAGAUCCGCGGUCGAUCUAUGACAGCGUGCCUAGAUCCACCGACAGGUCCCACGACGCACUGGAGACUCCUGCUGCACAUGCACUUCUCAGAUGAUAAUUGGCUAAACUACUGUAAGUACGACGGUCUGUCUGAAGCAGAGAGGAGAGUCCAGAACGGGAUGAAGAUACGGUAGGUCAUGGAGUCUACAGCUACUAUCUAAGAAACAGAAGUGAGGAUCACAGCCUAGGAACGAGGGACGCAUGAUUGCCGCACAAACAGAUGAACCAAGUGUAACAACAAAAUGCUUUCAAGCAUGAACACUGUAUAGACCACGCAACAAAAGCAAUGCUACAAACUGGAACUUCGUCACAACUAGUAGGUCAGAACAAAUUGUGACAACAUUUGCAGUUGAAGUUUUUCUGGGUAUUUUUCUAUGUUGAU
Molecule: messenger RNA, 7250 nt
Organism: Amoebophrya sp. A25
Lineage: Eukaryota; Dinophyceae; Syndiniales; Amoebophryaceae
Source: the annotation of a GenBank genome assembly